GUUGGCUCCCCUAGACUCCACCCUUCAGCUCUCGUCGACAUUGCCCAACUUUGCUUACACUUACAAGCGCCUGUCCACAACUAGCAGCAGUGCACCGUGGACGAAGCUGUCAAAAUAAUUUUAUUGACUGUGCUAGGUUGUGUGCCUGAGUCUAUUCCAGCUUUUAGGAUUUUAGGGAGAAAGGAAAGCUGCACCUCUUUCAAGGACACGAGUUAGGAUUUGUGCAGAAUGGCGUCUGACCUUCCUGUGGAGAAGCAGGCACUGCAUGUGCCUGACUUGGCGGAGAUGGCGCAAGCUCUUCGAGAAGGCCUGAUGCAGACUUUCCAGACGGUCGAGACGGAGGUCGUCGACUGCCCCGACCUCACCGAGAAACCGUGGUCGUUGGCUGCUCCAGGAAUAUGCGGUGAUACAUGCCUAGCAGACGUCGGCGGUCCUCCCUACCUCAUUCCGCAGCCCACUCAGGAAAAAAUCGGUCGUUACGACAUGGCAGAAAUUGCAAGUUUGUGUGGAGUACCUGGUGGUCUGGUGUUUGGUGCUGGUGCUGCCUCCAGUCGUGUCAGAGGAACCAACUGCGAGAUGAUGCCGAAUAACCUGACGUCAGAUCCCGACAAGAAGCUGUCCUACACAGCACGCGUGGGUGAGACAGGUACGGAGUGUGUUCUUGAAGAAUACAAAACCAACGAGUUCAGCUUGCUGGCCAACUUGUCCAUCUCCCGUGGACAACCAGGCAAGGUGAUCCGUGUGACAGUGUCCAACCGCAGCGGUGAGAAGAAUUUCGUGACGGCCAUGCGCCUGGCACUGGCUGAGCGCUACGGAGACAAGUCGGUUGGCGUCGGCGGAGUGUUUCAGAUCGAGAAUGGCAGUGCGAAGAUGCAUAUCAUGCCGGAUUUCUCCAGCACUCCUCUCCACUCGGACAAGGAUGUAGAAGACUGGCUCAUGUUUUACAAUGCCAAUGCGCCUCUCACCUGCCUAUCAACAUUUGUCAGUCGUGAUCCGGGUCUCGACCUUCGUGUAGAGCACACACACUGCUUCAGUCACCAUGGCGAAGGCGGCCAUUAUCACUAUGACGUCACACCGGCCGACGUGCGCUACACUGGGUACUUUGUCCCGGCAGAGUAUAUCUGCAGAGUGGAUAGACCGACAGUCACACACACCAUCGGACGGGAUUGAAUCUCCACGCGCGCGAAUACUUGUACGGGACAAACUGCCAGAUCAGAGGACGUGAAGUCCUAUGCUAAUUUACUUAUUGAAAUUUAUUUACAGAGACUGUGUGUCUGUGUCUUGGCUACUUUUUUUUUGAAGCAAGUGUAACCCAUCAAACAGGUAAUCAUAAGUAGUUGAAGUGCCAGCAGAAAAUUUAACUGUUGCCAACAGGCAUUUGCCAUCAUAUUACUUGUAUUCAAAACAUGUAGUUGGCCCGGAAUUCUUUUUCAUAUGGUCUGUUCACACUAGAUUUAUAUCACUCUCUUGUCGACGCUGGUCCGUUCUUUAUGUUCGCUAGAUAAUGUGUUUGCAGUUUAACUUUGCGCCGUAUUGGUUCAUAUUUCUACUUCCAGCAACAGCCACAGAAGUACUAUCAUUGAGAGGGAAGCGCAGCCUCGUGAAUAGAGCGAUUAAGAUGCACUUGACCUGAAUGCAAACGUAGCCGGCGCGCAGUCAGGUCAGACCCAGGAAUCACACAGGUUGUGUAAUUAUUUGAUAGUAAGAAAAGAAGAA
Sycon ciliatum is the source of this 1716-nucleotide messenger RNA. RefSeq names its product ester hydrolase C11orf54 homolog. Bases 229 to 1170 code for a protein of 313 amino acids. The transcript is spliced from 9 exons. Gene Ontology annotation, cellular component: nucleus. The record is from RefSeq and is a predicted model, not a curated record. NCBI's taxonomy places the organism in Eukaryota, Metazoa, Porifera, Calcarea, Leucosolenida, Sycettidae. Gene Ontology annotation, molecular function: hydrolase activity, acting on ester bonds; zinc ion binding.